Molecule: messenger RNA, 1134 nt
Organism: Pogonomyrmex barbatus (red harvester ant)
Lineage: Eukaryota; Metazoa; Arthropoda; Insecta; Hymenoptera; Formicidae
Product: lachesin
Cellular component (GO): neuron projection
Source: RefSeq, a predicted model, not a curated record
UAUCACGUUUCGAGGAAACGACGGCAUUCACGUUGCGGGAUUUUCCAGGUCGGCUGGCUGCGCACCUCGGACCAGACGAUUCUCUCGAUCCACACGAGGAUCGUGACGCAUAAUGCGCGUAUCACGGUCGCCUACGAGAGCACCGGGGGUGCGUCCGGCAGCGCUUCCGGGGUGACCGGAAGUAGCCAGGCGACGGAGGAAAUCGUCGACGGCACGUGGCGUCUGCACAUUCGCCAGCUGAAGGAGACCGACAGGGAUUGUUAUAUGUGCCAGAUCAACACCAGCCCGAUGAUAUCCGAACUCGGUUGUCUCGACAUACACGUGCCGCCCGACAUCGUUUACGGGGGUGACACCAGCGCCGAUCUGGCAGUGGCGGAGGGCGACAACGCGACCUUGAGCUGUCGCGCGACAGGACACCCACCUCCGAGAGUUUCCUGGCGGAGGGAGGAUGGUGAACCCAUCGUCAUAAGGGCUUCCACGGCGGGUGGUAGCACUUUCGAGAAGCACGACCACUACAACGGUUCGCUGCUGCAUUUCUACCGUGUCGAGAGGCGGCAAAUGGGGGCGUAUCUCUGCAUCGCCAGCAACGACGUGCCGCCAGCGGUUAGCAAGCGAGUGACGCUCGCUGUGAAUUUCGCACCAGUCGUAAAAGCACCCAACCAGCUAUUGGGCGCUCCUCUGGGUACAGACGUGCAGCUCGAGUGCUACGUCGAAGCGUUCCCGAACACGAUCAAUUAUUGGGUGAAGAAUCAACGAGGCACGGAAGACGAAAUGUUAUUGGAAGGACCGAAAUAUAGCGUGCGGGAGGAGCGCACGGGAUACACGGUUCUGAUGUGGCUCUUAAUCAAAAAAUUCACGGAUAGGGACGUCGGUAGUUACAAAUGCGUCUCAACGAAUAGCUUAGGAAAGGCGGACGGGACUUUGAGAUUAUACGAGAUUAAAAUCGGCUUCGACAAAGUGGGAUCACGUGGGAAGGAUCACGUAUCUAUUAUCGGUGGUCUAGCCGAGGCCGCUCAAAGUUCCGGCGCCAGCAGCGGCGUCGACGGUUUCUCCGGAAGUGGUAGCAGCUUGUCGCAUAUCCUAUCGAUGUUUUUCUUCAUACCGAUACUGUGGCCACGGUGAAGAAGGCAUCCA